Serendipita indica DSM 11827 is the source of this 2319-nucleotide messenger RNA. NCBI's taxonomy places the organism in Eukaryota, Fungi, Basidiomycota, Agaricomycetes, Sebacinales, Serendipitaceae. The record is from the annotation of a GenBank genome assembly.
AUGGCGGAAACGCCGACCUUUGUAAAGAGAGUAAAGAGCAAGACAAUUCGCGCUCGGGACGAGAAUAAUGAGGAAGAAGGGGUUGCAGAAGUCAAGACUGUAGUCUCCAACUUUAAGAACAAGGCCAAGGGUCGGUCAAAACCACAAUCACGUCUCUCUUUUGGGCUAGAAGCAGACGAGGGAGGAGAAGGUGACGAUGGAGGCGUUUUCCAGGUCAAGAAGUCUGCAUUAAGCAGAAAGAUGAAAAGUGGGAUAAGUGUAUCAUCCAGUCCUGGAGCAAGUAUCACCGCUCGACUCGAGCAAACCUCGAUUGCGACGCGUCAAGAGGGCCCAAAGUAUGACGCAGCAUACCUACAGGAGCUCAAAGCUAGCACAAAUAGUGCCAGACCGCCCAACUUUGACUCGUCACGAACCGGAGAGAAGAUGGAUGUCGACUCUGAGCUCACCUUUGAUGAGAGCGAGAUGGACGGCGCGGUCAUUGAGAACAUGGAAGAACUGCCUUUAAUAUCCACCCACACCAAAGAGACGCUGAUUCCGACAGAGUCAUCCAUCAAGGCGGCGAAAGAGAAGCGAGACCGUCUACGGAAAACUGGAGCCGCGACGGGUGGAGAAGAAGACUUUAUUUCGCUGACUGUGGCUAAAAGAGAUGACUUUGCUCCCGGGCCGCAUCCUGAAUCUCGACUGAUGAGAGAAGACGAUGAUUUGGGUGAAGGAGAUGACGACGAUGCAGAAUAUACUGGUGCUCAAGAGAGAAUUGCUCUGAGCAAGAAGGGAAGAAAGGAAGAGGCAAAGCAACGAAAGAAGGGCAUAGCGGAGAUGAUCGAGGAAGUGGACGAACAGGACGAGGAAACGAUGGAAUGGGAACUCGCACAAGUCAAGCGUGCAGUACCCACAUCUGCCGCUGACUCCAAACCUUUGCAAUCUCGAAUCUACAAGGCGCAGUCAAUACCGACUCCAAUUGCGAUCCCUUCCAUUGACUCUGCUGUGCUUCGGAUAUCUUCUGGAUUGGCCAGUCUCAAUACCUCUCACUCUCAAAAUGCGAGCAAUAUGGCCUCGCUCGCUCAAGACAUGAUACAAUACACCACAGAGCAAGAUAAUAUCAGGCGACAGGUCGAGGAGACCGAGUCGAAACGAGCCUGGUUUCAAACAUUCCGUGAUCGUAUAGAGACCCUAGCAGACUUUUUCGAUGCCAAGUACCCAGCCUUGGAAAAGCUAGAGGAAGAACACUUGUCAUUGCUGAAGGAACGUGCCGAGAUGAUCACGAAGCGGAGGACAGAUGAUAAUGAAGAUGAUCUCGUCCUUAUCUUUGGUGUCCCAUUGGAUCUUCAAAACCAGGAGGCUGUUACCGACGAGCUAGGUCGCGGUUUGCCGUCGAAUAGCAAGCCACAGUCAGCUGUACGGAAGGAGAGAAGGCAGGCCCGAACGCAGAGGCACACGUCGAGCUCGAUGGAAGAAGGCUACGCAACGGAUGCCGCACUUUCGGCGGGAGAUGCUGCAGACUUCCAGCAGGCUAUGACCUCUUUGAAGGAAAAGGUUGAUACUGAGCUCCUCGAGGAUGUCAAGGCAAAGGCGUAUCGUGAUCCUAGACAUGGUAUUGCAGUGUGGUUUAGGGAGUGGAAGGAGAAAUGGCCGGAUGUUUACAUGAACGCCUUUGGUGGGAUGGCACUCGUCCAGUGCUGGGAGUACUGGGCGCGAGGAACAGCUCAGAUGGCUACCUUUCGACAAUUCAAAUGGUAUUCACAACUGCACGACUAUGCCCAUCCAGAGAUGGAGGAGGACGAGGAAGUUCGACCAGAAGACGAAUUGCCAAUUAUUAUGUGCAGUAACAUGCUGAUUCCACGCCUCAAUGCUAUUAUCGCAGGAGGCGCGUUCGACGCAUACUCCAAGCCGCAUGUAUUGCGCGCAAUAGACUUGGCCGAACAAGUGGAAGCAUCAUUGGGCAGAGAGAAUAUACGAUACUCGUCUCUACUUACCUCGAUCUCGAAAGCGUAUAUACGCGCUCAAUCAGAGCUAACGGCCCAGUAUCAACGCUUUUACCUCAGCGCCGACCGAACCCGCACGGUAUUUGACCCUGAAGUCAUUCAAGCCCGGCAGAGGUAUUUGAGGAGGGUAUCUAAGCUCCUUUCAAACGUCGUGCAGUGGAGGAAGUAUACAAAGGAACGAGACGGCCUUGGGAGGCUAGUCACAGAGCUAACCCAAUUGCUGUAUGAUAUCUCGUUACCAGCCUGGGAUAUCGGCGGCGAGGGAGUAUUGAACAAGGCCAUACGAUCGAUACCACCAGAGUUGAUACCAGAUGCUGUAAAAUCCAAGAUUUCAUAA